Molecule: messenger RNA, 1593 nt
Organism: Glarea lozoyensis ATCC 20868
Lineage: Eukaryota; Fungi; Ascomycota; Leotiomycetes; Helotiales; Helotiaceae
Exons: 2
Coding region: 1-1593 (530 amino acids)
Source: RefSeq, a predicted model, not a curated record
AUGUUGCUCACUAUCAAGCAGCCCGGACAUCAAGGCUACAGGUCCUUUCAUGAGUAUAGUCCUCCAACGCCACCUUCCACCUCUCGUUUUUCGCCGAACAUUACAUCGUCGAAGUUAGCACAACCUGUUACUGCUGUGGGCCAUUCGUUUCCUCCCCUCCAGAACUCUCAGUCUUCCGUACAACCAAUGUCGACACCACAUAGAGGCUUGCCACCACCGGCAGCAAUGACGUUGCCUCAACCUUCACAUCAAUCUGCCAGUAUAGGACAGUCCACAUUAAACCAAGCAUCUCUAAAUCAGCCUAUGGGACCAUUACCAGCCCCACCACAGCAAUGGCAAGGCGCAGAAGAAUCAAUGAAGAAUUGGCUUCAUGCUAAAGCAGAAGAAGACAAGAGGAAGCAGGAAGAAGAAAAAACACGGCAAGAAGCAUUACGCCUAGAACAACGGAAGAUCGAGCAGGGCAUGCUGCGAGACUCGCUGAGUGGAGGGAUACCUCCAUACAUGAUUCCGAUGGUAUUUGCAGGUAUGGGAGGGGGCAAUCUACCAAAUGCUAGUCUCGAAUGGGCUCAGCAUUACAUGGCUCAGAGCCACCAGUUGCAACAUCAGCACCAACAGCAUCCUCAGCUUCUAGCCUCACAGCACACGUCGCCAGAGCAAGCUCAACGACAGGAAGGACGUCCUCACGCUCACUCGAUUGGGAGCCAGUCGCAUCCGGCUCCAACAACUCUUCCGUCCACACCGAUUGGCCCUCCUGGACAACAACAAUCAGGUGGAUUUCUUCCAAGUUAUCAAUUAUCACCAGCAUCUCGAUCAAGGCAAAAUGCUCAAGUACAAGCUACAAUUGUGCGGCCACCACCAACAACUCAUCUUCCUCGGCUGAAUACGGGAGAAAUGCAUAUACAACCACCACCGCCAGGUCCUAGCAUGCAAAUUGUACCAGGUCAACCAGGCCAUCCUCUACAACACUCGCAAUUAGCGCAACAGCAGGAGACACAAGCUUCGCCCUCUAUAUAUUUUCAUCACUGGCAGCCACCCACCUCGCAAGCAGGAACAAGUAGUGGUAAUCAGCCAACUACCCCUUCAGGCAAGCACCCCACCUCAUCGCCAAAGAAACGCAAAGCUACAGGGCCCCCUCCAACAUCUCAGCCUCCAUACACCUCCCCCCCUUUUUCUCAGACUGGUCCGUCUGUCUCCAACACUCCCUCGGGCAGACGUCGUGGUCACUCAAGGCAGAGGAGUGACCUGUCCAGUAGAGGUUACGAACCCUACGGUCGUCCUGGAAGUCGGCAUCAACACGGCGAAAGUAGUUUUGGAACCCACAGUAUGAGUUCACCACGACAGUUCGAGCAGGCUCAGGCACAAACAGCAUCUACGCAACCGCGACGUCGUUCAGGAGGGGCAAACCCAGUAUCAUCCAUUCUAGAGCAAAGCGACUCGCGGCCACAAUCUCAAUUCCACCAGCAAUCCCAAUCACAUCAACAACAUGACCCUCAUUAUGCGGCUGCGCCGGAGAUGGGAGAGAAACACACGACACCCGAAGACGAAAAUUUACGAAGACCGAAAGCACUCAAGCGAGAUGAUGUACGAGAUUAG